This is a messenger RNA of Mesorhabditis belari, 1119 nucleotides long. The record is from the annotation of a GenBank genome assembly. NCBI's taxonomy places the organism in Eukaryota, Metazoa, Nematoda, Chromadorea, Rhabditida, Rhabditidae.
AUGUCACUUCAACGGUAUUUCAAGAAUCGAGAACGGCAGAGAUUCUUUUCGAUUAUCAAUUCGAGCUUGUUUGAAAGCAAAAACGUGAAAGAUGAAAUUGAAGAAAAAGUCAACGAGGACGCGCCUUCAACGAGCAAAAAUGAGGAUGCUGAACGUUCAUUUCAACCGGAAAGCUCGCUUUGCAUUUUCUUGGAAGCAACCGACGGGAUAUGGAGUGAAUGUGAUAGAGUCGCAGUUAAACCUCUCACCCAAAAGCUUCAAGAAAUUGUACUGCGAAGAAAUCUCCUGUUCGCAGUGAAUGCACAAAGGAUAUUUACGCCGCGUGUUUGCAAUCAUCAUUGGCGAUUGAUUUGGUUAAGUGAAGCUUCUUCUAUGGAAAAUCUUAGCCAAAAUCAAUGCCCAGAAGAACAGGAACAUGAAGAGGUUGUGAAUAUACAGAAUGGAAACGAAGAGCCAUCAAUUGAACUGCAACUGCAAAACGAAGAGGCAACUUUGAAAGCAUUGGAUUUUGAGCUCAACGACAAGAAACGAAAGCGGAAGUACAAACGGAAAAAUGGUGAACUGGAUGAUUCUGAUUCUGAUAACGAUCAACCAGGACAUUCCAAACUUUCACGCAUCGCUUCUCGACAUUUGGUGGAAAGCUUGAUUGAGUAUAGCAAAAAUACGAUUACUGCAUCAGAAGAAGUCGGCCAUUGUAAUGAGUGCAGCUACAAUCCAGAAGCUCCUUGUAAUGUGACAAGAUCUCUAACAUUUGACCAAGACAUCACAAAAACUCUAGCCGUUGAAGAAAAAAGAAAUACUGAAUUACGUCAGAGACUGGUAGAGAUAAGUACGAGACAAGAGCCAAUCGAUGCAGAAGAAGAUGAUGAUCAUGUGCUAUCGAUACUAUCCGCGGCUGCUUUGCGACGUUAUCGAAAACACUUCGAAAUCCCAACAAAACCCAGUGCCACUAAACACGCGAUGCUUGAGGGAGUGAUCUCACAUUUCGAAUCGAUGCCCGCAAAUGCCGGAGAGGCGAUCGCUCAUUUUAUUGCUGCCACGAGUCAAUCCGAGAAACGUCCUCAACCCUCUUUUUCAGUCUCAGCUCUCAACUCUUUCAACCGAUCUCGAAGAUUUCAA